AUGUUCUCCGGGUCGAAUUCGUACCUGGGAGGACAGAGUGGUCGGCCUGCCGGAGCGCCGCAGUAUGGUUCAUUUCAACAGCCUCAGCAGCCGCAACAGCAGCAACAGCAACCUCAAGCUGGCUAUCUCAACAGCAAUCCAACAGGCUAUGGAGCAGCUCCAUUGCAGCCAAAUUUCACGGGGUAUCCCAUGCAAAGUCAGCCGACCGGAUUCCAGCCUCAGCAGUUGCAACAGCAGCAGACCGGCUUUCCUGGGCAGCAGAACCCAUCCCCUUUCAACAAUGCUCAAGCUCCGCAACAGCAAAACUUCCAGACUGGAGCCCCCCCGAUGCCGCAGAUUCCUCAGCAGUUCCAGAAUCAAAGCCAACAGCCUCAAUCUGCGCCAGUCCAGAAUGCGCAACCGACGGGAUUUGCUCAGAUGGCCGACAGCUUCAAGGCAGCACCGUCCACAGGUUCGGCUAGAGGACGCCGGGCGUCAAAAGCGAAGACUGGCACAAAGAUUCCAAGUAUAAGGCUCUCUUUCAUUACUGUGCAGGACCAGGCGAAGUUUGAGACUCUGUUCAAAUCCGCGGUUGGAGACGGGAUCACAAUUUCUGGCGACAAAUCCCGAGAUUUGUUGCUCCGAUCUAAGCUCGAUGGCAAUUCGCUGUCCCAAAUAUGGUCUUUGGCAGAUACUACAAGAUCGGGCCAGCUACAUUUCCCCGAAUUUGCGCUGGCCAUGUACCUGUGCAAUCUAAAACUUGUUGGCAAGCAGUUGCCCUCUGUCCUCCCAGACAACAUAAAGAAUGAAGUAUCCAGUAUGGUGGACAUAAUUAACUUUGGGGUGGCUGAUGAUGGACCCGAAUCUGCGCCCCAGACAAAUGCUCCAGACUUCAAUGUUAGAACAAAUGCUGCAUCACCGCCUACAAUUCAACAACCUCAACCAAUGCAAUCGAACUCGACUCUUUUGACCCAGCAGAUGACGGGAUUCCCUGGGCAACAAAACUCCUUUUCGGGGGGGUUUCAGGGGCAGCAACCAAUGCAAACUGGCUUCAACCAAAAUCAACAAGGCGGCCUACAGGCUAACCCGACCGGAUUCCAGAACAUGUCGAAUUUGUCGGCUUCUGGAUAUACGGGUCCACGCCCUCCCAUGCCUCCCAUGCCUACUGGGUUCAAUCAGAAUCAAGGUCUUUCCCCCUCUCAGACCGGAAUGGGAGGCAUGGCUGCACCGCUGAACACCCAACCUACUGGCAGACCGGGGCAGUGGGGCUUGGUGAAUGCUCCUGCGAGCGGCCUACCUAAUAUUGAUUUGCUACAGUCAAGAAUGAUGCCCCAGCAAGGACGCGAACAAGGUUCUUUUACCACAUCUGGAUUGCAAGGCAAUGCCGUAAUCCCUUGGGCUGUUACAAAAGAUGAGAAGCAAAGAUAUGAUUCUAUAUUCAAGGCCUGGGAUGGCCUCAACAAAGGUUUCAUGAGUGGUGAUGUUGCGAUUGAAGUUUUCGGGCAAAGCGGUCUGGACAAGCCAGAUCUGGAGCGUGUCUGGACACUGGCCGACAAUGGCAACAAAGGCCGACUUAAUAUGGAUGAAUUUGCGGUUGCUAUGCAUUUGAUUUAUCGAAAGCUAAAUAAUUAUCCCCUACCAGCUCAAUUGCCCCCCGAGCUUGUGCCGCCAUCUACGCGGAAUUUCAACGACUCGAUCGGUGCCGUUAAAUCUCUCCUCCAUCAGGAAUCAGACUUCCGCAAAAACUCUGGUGCAACUCUAUUGCCACAGAAAACUGGAGUUAGCUAUCUCAAGAACCAUUCAUUCAGAGGCGACUCGGGCACGGCACGCGCCGGGCGAAAAGAUGCCACAGUUUUCAAGAACAAUGAUGAUGAUGUUGGAUAUAAAUCUAGCGCUCGGCGGAGGCUAGGUGGCACCAGUUCCCCACGCCCCUCAUCCCCAUCCUCCACAACCUCAAAUGACGAAUUAUCGCUCGACCAACUGAGGAAGAAAAUCCGAGAGAAACAAAUACUCCUUGAUGCAAUUGACUUCAAGGACGAGAAUGCUGCCGAGGAGGAUGACGCCCUUGAUCGGCGGGAUCGCCGCGAAGCCGAGGACUUAUACCAUCGUAUUCGUCGUAUUCAGGAGGACAUCGAUAGCCAUCCAGAUGCAGCUCUGCGUAACGUCGAUUCUGGUGCUGAAACACGUGCUCUCAAACGACAGUUGCAAACCCUGACUGACAAGCUUCCUGAGCUCGCGUCCCAAGUCCGCAGAACGGAACGCAGCAUUGCUGAUUCUCGACUAGAGUUGUUCCGGCUUAAGGACGCAAAAGCUCAUCCAGGAAGCGCCUCAAGCGUUGUUGGGACGGGUCCCGGCGGGGCUGUCACCGAGUCAGAUCGCCUAAAGGCAAGAGCAAAAGCAAUGAUGCAACAACGCACCGCUGCUCUCACUGGCAGGAAAAUCGAGACAAAUGAUGAUGACCAUGCUGCCCCGAAACGCUUGGAAGAGGAGAAUACCCGAAUAAGAAACGAGAAAGAAAACAAUGAACGGAUGGUUAAAGAUGUUGAAGAUAGCGUACGUGAAUUUGCUCGGGGAUUGGAGGAUAACCUUAAAGAAGGUGGCGAGGACUCAACAAGCGAGCACGAGAGGCGGAGAUGGGAAGAUGGACUUGGCGUGGAAGAUGAGGUCAAAGAUUUCAUAUUUGACCUCCAGAGAUCUAGCAGAGCUGCAAGGAUCAGAACGGAGGACCGGCGUAAUACUCGCGAUUCGCCUCGGGCAGAUUCAUCACGUCGUGAGAGUCCAGCAAGCUCCCUCAGAAACGAAGCGCCUCCUCCCAAGCCUACAGCAGCACCAGCUUCUGGUGGGACAUAUUCGCAGUACCAAACCGCUGAAGAGCGAGCUACGUAUAUCAAACAACAGGCUGAGCAGCGCAUGGCUGAGCGUCUCGCGAAACUUGGAAUCAAAGCACCAUCCAAGCCUGGCGAAACUACUCAACAGAGACUGGAACGUGAGAAGAAUGAACGGGCAGCUAAAUUACGUCAGGCCGAAGAAGAAGAUGCUAGACGCGAGGGUGAGAGGCAAGCUAGGAUCAAUGAAGAGCAAGGUGUUCCACCUCCUCCGCCAGCUGCAGCUGCGAAAAGGCCGCCGCCACCACCUUCCCGGAAAGCAGCCAGGAGCGAUGCAAGUGAGCGUAAGGCUGCAGAGGAGCAACGGGUACUAGAAGAGCAGAAAGCACAAAUUCUUGCCACGCAGGAUCUUGAGGAUGAUGCCAAGGUCCAGGAGGCCGAGCUUGCUAGAGAGCGUGAAGAAUCUCAAGCCCGGUUGAAAGCCCUUGAGGAGCAGGUCCAGGCUGGUAAGAUUAAGAAAGAAGAGGAGAAGCGAAGAAAGAGAGCCGCCCAAGCUGAGGCAAAGGCGAAGGAAGCCAGGUUGGCUGCUCAGCGUGCGGAGAUCGAAGCUGCACAGGCCCGGGAGAGAGAGUUGCAGCGCCAGUUGGAGGCCAUCGAUGACGAGGAUUCAUCAGAUGACGAAGGUCCGGAACAAGUAACACCACAAGCUUCGACACCAACCCUAGGUAGCCAGGAGCUGGAGAGAAAGGAGCUAUCGCCUCCACCUCCACCAGUGCCCGUUGUUGUGCCACCAGCCCCUCCACAGGCCACAACAACUACCCUCCCGGUUACAACCCCACCAACAGAUACGGAGACGAGGAACCCAUUCUUGAAGAAACUUGCACAAGCUGGAACUGAGGGAACCCCGUCCUCCUCUCAGUCCAAUAACCCAUUCCACCGACUACCUCAGGAACCUGCGAAGUUGCCAGAGCCUAUUGUGACGCAGCCUACCGGCAACAGGCCCUCUCGUGUCCGCCCAGAAGAGGAUGAAUGGUCCGUAGUGGGCUCCGAUAACGAGGAUGAUUCCUCUGAUGAAGAGGGUCCUGGUGCGGGCAACGCUCGCCAACUUGCAUCUAUUCUCUUUGGCACCAUGGCUCCUCCACGUCCUCUGUCGGCUGGUGGCCCCGGAUCUACACCAACCAGCCCCGCCCCAGCCAGAGACUCUCCUUCAGCACCCCCACCACCACCACCUAUGCCCCAGGGCGGAGCUCCCCCUCCCCCUCCCAUGCCAAACAUGGCCCCAGGGCCCCCUCCACCGCCAAUGCCUCCUUUCGGUGGCCCUGCUCCUCCACCGCCCCCAAUGCCUGCCGCCAAUGCAGGUGCUCCAGCUGGGGCUGCUCGACCCUCAGCAUUGUUGGGUGAGAUCCAGAUGGGCAGACAACUGAAGAAGACCCAGACAAAAGAUAAGAGUGGAGCUGCGGUUGCCGGGCGCGUGCUUGGCUGA
Messenger RNA from Venustampulla echinocandica, 4287 nucleotides. RefSeq lists its product as uncharacterized. Bases 1 to 4287 code for a protein of 1428 amino acids. Lineage: Eukaryota; Fungi; Ascomycota; Leotiomycetes; Helotiales; Pleuroascaceae. Gene Ontology annotation, cellular component: plasma membrane; cytoplasm. Gene Ontology annotation, molecular function: calcium ion binding; actin binding. The record is from RefSeq and is a predicted model, not a curated record. Gene Ontology annotation, biological process: endocytosis; endosomal transport. The transcript has 3 exons.